Cladophialophora yegresii CBS 114405 is the source of this 3756-nucleotide messenger RNA. RefSeq lists its product as uncharacterized. Bases 1 to 3756 code for a protein of 1251 amino acids. The record is from RefSeq and is a predicted model, not a curated record. The transcript is spliced from 3 exons. Gene Ontology annotation, cellular component: Rpd3S complex. Lineage: Eukaryota; Fungi; Ascomycota; Eurotiomycetes; Chaetothyriales; Herpotrichiellaceae. Gene Ontology annotation, biological process: regulation of transcription by RNA polymerase II.
AUGGCGACUCGGUCGCUGCGCCACAGGUCGAGCCGCUACUCGAGUCCUGCGACAUUUGGUGAAAAAGGCCCUGCACCCAAGCCCGUCGAAGAGCCUCCGCCGAAAAAUGGGCAACAGACCAGUUUGGACGGUUGGAUCGAGCCAGCGCUGCGACCGCCGGCCCCGAGUUUUGAAGAUACAAGAGGCCUCGAGAGGGUGGGAGUGCUGGAGAACAUGCAGCCCCUAGGCACCGCGCCUUCGCAACGCCUCCUGCAGAAGUUGAAGUUGACCUAUGCCAGACCCUCGCCACGACCAACACCGGCACAGGUAGCGGAGGAGGUGGUCACACCCGUGACGGAGCCAGCAGAAAAGAUGGAUUUGGCGUCGCCCGUCGAGGAGGCAGUGGCAGAGCGGCCGUCUGCUGGAAUAUUUCACGAGCUUCCUCCUCCCCAUCAAGUGCCGCCCGAUACCAGCCUGAUCUCGAGUCCGCCACGAGGUCGGCCCGCAGGGAGACUCUCUGCAGAGUUGCCACAACCUGGCGGCCUGUCACCGUCGCCCAUUACGUAUCCGUUGGCUCCUGCCCAGCAUGUGUCACCAAAACCACUGUCGAUCCAGCAGCAAUUACGGCAAGACCGACUUCGGACUCAUGUGGAGCGCGCCAUUCAGGAAGCCCAGCAGAAGAACACGCCGGCUCUCGUGAAUGGUCUUCAGCGAAUCCGUGAGGAUGCUCACAUCAACUACGAUCUGUGGAAUGUCGUUGAGGCCAUGAUGAACAACUCGCCCACCCCAGGCCAGUUCAAACUCUUCAAGCGCUACAUCAAAUCUGGUGUCAAACAGCACAGAAGAGAGUCUGAAAUGUCCGCUAGCCCUUACCAUCCGUCUCCUCAGAGAUUCAGCGAGCUCACUUCGCCCAAUUACCGAGAACGCUCACCGAGACCACGUCACGCCCAGAUUCCUCCACCUGGCUAUCCCGAACAGCCACAUCCUAGGCUCAGCCUCUACUUCAGCGGAAAAGCACCCGCGGAUACAUACGGUUCUGAGGAGAUGCCCGUUUCGCCGUCCACGGUGCCGCCUCAGUUAGGCGUCUCUGAGCUAAGUACGAGGACGACUCGGCCAAGCGCGACUAUCUCGCCGCACAAACGAAAACGAUCAGGCAGUCUAUCCAGUUCCUCUUCACUGUCGUCGCCGCCGUCGGUCUUUGAUGGAGCGCCGAUCAACCUGUCCACAUGGAUGGAGCUGGAUGGCCCAGAUGGCAGUGGACAAUCGGGGUCAGCUGCACGGCGCCAAGACAAAAGCCGGGGCACAGCUGGCAGCAGACUCCGUUCAUCUGCCAGUGCCACAAAUCAUCCUGCUCAACCAUCGCCCGACCACUCCCAACUAGAGGCCGCGACUGCCUCGAGGGCCAACGCCAGCAAGCGAUUCAAGAAGGGACGAGAAGAAACCGAAUUCGAUAUCGAUGAGCUCUCUCGACGGAAACGAAAUUUUCUGGAUGACAGUUUCCAUGACUAUAACACCAUUCCUCGACCGGAAAGCAGCGAACGAGGGCCAAUUCACGGCCACCCAGAACGCCCUGUGGUGACCGACGAUCCACCUCCGCCCGUCAUUCACCCCAACCGACUCGCCGUCUCGCACGCGGCAUUCCCGUCUGCCUUGAGCGUACAGGCACCGGCUAGCGAUAUCCCCACCAACGGCACCGGCCGCAAGAGAGCCUAUGAUGAAGUUGAUGCCGAUGACCUUGACCUUACUUCAGCCGCAUCAUCCUCUCCAGGUCCGCUGCUUGUACCACCGCCGCCGCUGGGCGUGGCAAAGGCUGCGUCACGAGCCGCAACCCCAAGAGCGACCAGGCUUCAACAACAACAACAACCACCUGCGCAGAAGACUCGCAAAUCUGCGCGUGUGAUGGUAUCGCCCAACAAGCCCAAGAAUGGCGGAAUCACGGCGGGAAUUUCACGUGCGGGGCCUGGGCGUGACAGCCGUGAUGCUGCGAUCGGCAAUGCCAAAGGGGCGGAUUCAGGCGCAGAGGAUAAUGAUGAAUUUUGUGCGUCGUGCGGUGGCGAAGGAAAGCUGCUCUGCUGUGAUGGAUGCACGAAUUCGUUCCAUCAUUCGUGCCUGGAGCCCCCUCUAAACCCUGAGGAAGAAGUCGAAGGCGAAUGGUACUGCCCACGAUGCGUCGCCCGAAGAACCAAAGAGGCGCCUUCUCCGGCAGGUCUCUUGGGCAUGGCCAUCCGUCGAGUUGACGACAUCAUCCCCAAGGCCUACGCGUUACCUCAUGAUAUUCGCGAGUACUUUGAAGGGGUCCGCACGGGCGAGGAAGGCGAGUAUGAAGAAGUCGGUCUCCCGCGCACCCAGAACAAUGUCGGCAGGAUGAACCGGGCUGGCUUCAUCGAGGAGCCCAACUACAAGGAGACGCGCGACGGCAAAGGCAAUAUGAUCCGAUGCUAUCAGUGCAACCUGACCACCAAUGGACGCGACAUUAUCCCGUGCGAUUUCUGUCCUGCUAAAUGGCACCUGGACUGCAUAGAUCCGCCGCUUGCCGUACCGCCCAGGCGUCGCGCCGGUGAUAAGCCCGGUGCCGCGUGGCGCUGUCCGCUUCAUGUCGAUCAGGACCUCUUGUCUGUCAGUCGCCAAGCCGAGAAAGCUCCCGGCGACCUCGGUCGCAUUCCCAAACCCCGGAAGCCGAAGAACGCCAUACCUUGGGACAUUUCCGUCGCUCGCGGCUUUAGAAACAAUGGAGUCAUCGAGGUGGAGCUCAUGAAAGACCAGCCCGACGCCGGCAAAUUGAAGGAAUUGCAGAUGAAUGGCAGAGUCUAUCGUGUCCCAGAGAUGGGUAUCCGCCUGGACUUUAUCGACCGGGUCAAGAAGAGUUGGUACGAGGACCAAUCUUUCCCCAGACUGAUGGAUGCGCCCAAGAAGACCCGGAACCGGAAAUACCGUCCCGAUGGCGCCGUCCUUCAUCAUCCACCUCAGCAGAGCCUUAUCAAGAUCCGCGAGCCGGAUUUUUUCACCGGUGCAAAUGCCCUCGCCAUUACAGAGACUGCUAAAGCCAACGUCGCUCUGCGGAGACGUUCGAUUAGAGAACAGCAGACCGUAUUGAACCUCGCUCGGAUGUCCGAGAGGGGCAUCGAUGGAUAUUCGGGAGACGCACUAGCAGAAUUGACCAAUACCCUGAUCAGCGAAGCUCCCGAUAAGGUCGUGAGAGCUACGGAACGAACAGAGGUGGACCAAUUGCUACAACUCCAGGAGCUCAUCAACCGAAGACUUGCAAUUUUGAACCGAUUGGGCCCGGUAGAGACCGGACACUCGGGUAGAAGUGUGAACGGCAACCGGAUCCCUCCUGCUCAAGACCCAAACAUUGAUCCAAUCCUGCGAAGUGGCGGGUUCGACGUACCUCCACCGAAGACAUUUCCAGUCCAGGACUUGCCCAUCGACCCUGCCUUACAGUUCAGCGCUGCUUCAAGAACAAAGUUACUCAACGGUGACACACCAGAGUAUGGGGACGCGCAAGACGCGGAUGACGAGGCCGAAGCCGAGUUUCCACUUGGACCCUUUGCCGACGCCGGCAAACCCGCUUGGAUGGCGAAACGGGAGGAAAGUCUACAAUGGCCAGAUGACAGUUCGGUGUCCAGAAAGUCAACACCUGUAGGAUAUGCACGAGCAUCGAAACUCCUUGUCCCUCGGCACGGGUACGGCAAUGGGAAUGGGAAUGGAAAUGGGGCCGGGAAUGGAACCGGUACAGACGGGAUGGACGGGAUGGACGGGAUAGAGAUGGGUUCUUGA